Molecule: messenger RNA, 1068 nt
Organism: Macrosiphum euphorbiae (potato aphid)
Lineage: Eukaryota; Metazoa; Arthropoda; Insecta; Hemiptera; Aphididae
Source: the annotation of a GenBank genome assembly
AUGAACUGCGCCGACGUCCGACAAUUUUUGGACAAACCGUUAUUAAACAUCCGCCUGUCGUCCGUCAAAGAGGCCAGUCAUAGGCAAAGGGCGCCACACCUAAUAAGUUCAACAAAACAUUUACAUAGGUCGCUUAACCAAGGCACCUUGGAAGAUACUAGUGAACUACUAAUGAAUAUGCCUGAAGAGUAUUCUCUAGGACAUUGUGUGGCAAAAGAUAUGCGUAUGAGUGCUGGUAUCGCCGUAUAUUUCAAGAUAAAAUUUGGAAGAGUUGGCGAACUAAUGGGCCAAAGACCAAAUGUUGGUUCGGUAGCGUAUUUGCAAGAAAACGAUAGAUUUAUUUACUAUUUAAUUACCAAGGAGCUUAGCAACCAAAAACCAACGUACAAUAGUAUAACUGCAGCCAUUACGAAAUUACGUGAUCUUAUUGUAGAACAUGGUGUUAAAAAACUAGCCAUCCCACGUAUUGGUUGUGGUCUAGACAAAUUAGACUGGUCCAUAGUAAGAGACAUAAUUGAAAAUGUAUUUCAAAAUGUAGGAUGUACAAUCAAAAUUUGUCAUUUUACACAUAAUUUGUCAAAAGAGUCAGAAUUACUUCGAGUUGAACAUCCAAGUACUAUAAAAGCUCAUAAAAGUAUCAAAGAUAUAGAAAAGCGAGAAUUUGAAAAACUGAAUAUUAUAUUAUUUUCUCGGAAAACAACUUUACCAGUGUAUUGGGAUCAACAUUUUCAAUCAGUCAAUGAAAAAUACUGCUUUAAGUCACAAUACUGUAAACACUAUGAGGCAGAUCUUGAAGUUGGUCAGUGUUUAUAUUACAGCACAAUAGAAGCUUACAUAUUUGUUAUCAUCACUAACGAAAAUACAACAGACCAUUUUUCAUAUCAAAACUUGGAAAAAGGACUUGUAAAAAUGAAAAUGUUGAUCAAGAAUGAUCAGUGGCACCCAACAUUCAUUAUACACAGAAUGAAUAAUUAUAUAUUUGAACAUCUCAUUAACAAAAAAAUUGUAUCCCUGAUAAGUUCAGCUUUUUUAGAAUUUACUCCAUGUUCAAUACUUCAAUUACAAUAA